AUGGCGGCGCCAUGCUGUAGUGUGCCUGCCUUCUGGGUCCUGGGCACGAAUAAGCGUUUAGGGGGUCUUUCGACGCUCAUCUCUAAGUCAUUUUGUUCCGCGGCUACUGCCUCUAGGCCUCUGAGCGCCCAGAAGUUAGCGGAGAGGCUUCGAGCCCAGAAACAGGAGCAAAAGAAGCAAAAGCUGCCGGUACCUACAAACCCUGUUCAGCGGAGGGUGCAAGAGCUGGUGCGAUUCACGCAGCAGCUGCAGCGAGUUCAUCCCAACGUGCUUGCCAAGGCACUGACUCGCGGGAUUCUCUACCAAGACAAGGACCUCGUGGUCAUCAAUAAGCCUUAUGGUCUCCCUGUUCAUGGUGGCCCUGGGGUCCAGCUCUGCAUCAAUGAAGUACUGCCCAUCAUGGGAAAGAUGCUUCAUGGCCACAAAGCAGAGCCUUUGCAUCUAUGCCACCGGCUGGAUAAAGAAACCACAGGUGUAAUGGUUUUGGCUUGGGAGAAGGAAGUGGCACAUCAGGUUCAGGAGUUGUUUAGAACCCGUCAGGUGGUGAAGAAGUACUGGGCCAUCACUGUGCGAGUCCCCAUGCCAUCUGCAGGAGUGGUGGAUAUCCCCAUGAUUGAGAAGGAGGUGCAAGGGCAGCGGCAGCACCACAAGAUGACUCUGGCCCCAACCUACCAUAUGGACAAUGGGAAAAUGGUGAAAGGGCGGGCCAGCCGGAAUGCCCACAUCGCCGUCACACAGUACCAGGUCCUUAGCAGCACUCUGUCUUCGGCACUCCUGGAACUGCAGCCCAUUACUGGAAUAAAGCAUCAACUUCGAGUUCACCUGUCAUUUGGACUGGAUUGCCCAAUCCUUGGUGAUCAUAAGUACUCAGACUGGAAUAAGUUGGCCCCUCAGAAGCUUUCUGUUGGCACCCUGAAGAAGCUGGGGCUGCAGCAGUCGAAGGCCCGCCACAUUCCCCUUCACCUGCAUGCCCGGCAGCUGGUCCUGCCUGCCUUGGGGUCCCGGAAGGAGGAACUCAACUUGGUCUGCAAGCCUCCUCGCUUCUUUGUACAUUCUGUGCGCCGUCUGGGUUUGGUGAUGCCAAGUCAGGACCAAAGCGGAGACAACCAAGCUGGACAACCAGGAGCACAGUGAAGACUGUUGAGCUGUUUGACCCUGAACUCUUUCCUUUGUUUCAUGGAACUAGCUUCUCACUUGAAUAGACUCCAGAGGAGCCAUGUGGAUAAGUUGAGGAAUCUUCACCACUUCAGACCUUUUAUUGGAGUAUAAAGUCUGUUUGCUGAAAGUUUGAUCACACUAUGGAAAGGCCUGCUGGAAGUCUCCCUGUCAUCCAGUGUCUUUACCAGGAGCCGAGGGCCAGGCAGACUGGGGAGAACUGAAGAACAGAGUCCAGUCAAGAACUGUUUCCAUCCAACAGAAAAGCUUGUGAGCGAUCGGAAAACGCUCCUGUGGCUGGAAAGAACUCGUUAUGCUUAAACGCAUGGAAUCUGAGGGUUCUAUUGGAACUAAAAUGUGGGUGCUGUACUGCACAAGUGGUGAUGAAGCCUGAGAAGGGGGUGUAGGGUGGGGUAUUUGAUAAGGAAGGGAAGCAAGUGGAACUACCAGCUGGGUAACAGAAGUGAGUGAAGCUGGUGGGGUGUAAGGCGUGGUGGGGACAAUAAACCAAGGAAUUACACAUGCGCGCACACACACACACAAACAAAACACACACACACACUUCGUAGCAAUUUUUAGUACCAGCUGGUGGUUGCCAUGUGGGGAAUAGCUUUUCUAACUUUAUUUUUUCCAAGACUCAGGAAUUAGAAUCUGUUUGUAUUUUUCAAAAUAACAACCGAAAAAAAAAAACAAAAAAACAGCUCUCAGGAAUAUCUCCUAGCCUGUUAUCAAUUAAAUCAAAAUUUGAAGAGACCCUAAGACAGCCAAACACAUUUGUAAGUUGGCCUUGGCUAGCAGGUUUCAGGUUUCUGAUUUGCAGUGUGUUGAACAAAAGGGAAGUCUGGGGCAGGAUAUCACCUUUAAAGUUGUGGGUCAGUGGUUGGCAUUUGUGCUGUGUGUGCUGUAUCCUUCCCACAUGAGGGGAUGACUUUGUUCGAUGCACAGGAGUGGUUAUAAAGUCACCGCCAUUAAAAAGAAAGUCUGUUU
Dipodomys spectabilis (banner-tailed kangaroo rat) is the source of this 2142-nucleotide messenger RNA. RefSeq names its product RNA pseudouridine synthase D4 (gene Rpusd4). The transcript has 7 exons. The coding region runs from base 1 to 1134 and encodes 377 amino acids. The record is from RefSeq and is a predicted model, not a curated record. Gene Ontology annotation, molecular function: pseudouridine synthase activity; RNA binding. Gene Ontology annotation, biological process: pseudouridine synthesis. Lineage: Eukaryota; Metazoa; Chordata; Mammalia; Rodentia; Heteromyidae.